AUGAGCGACCAGGAUUGUAAGAAUGCCAGUGACUGCACAGUUUCCCAUCUGCUCAAUGUGGUGGAAAGUGAGCUCCAGGCAGGGAGGGAGAAAGGGGACCCCACAGAAAAGCAGCUUCAGAUAAUCCUGGAAGAUGCAGCCCUCUGGCAGAGAUUCAAGGAAGUCACUAAUGAAAUGAUCGUGACGAAGAACGGCAGGCGCAUGUUUCCUGUCUUGAAGAUCAGUGUAACUGGGUUGGAUCCCAAUGCCAUGUACUCUUUCCUGCUAGACUUCAUCCCCACUGACAGUCACCGCUGGAAAUAUGUUAAUGGUGAAUGGGUGCCAGCUGGCAAACCAGAAGCCUCCAACCACAGCUGUGUCUACAUCCACCCAGAUUCUCCCAACUUUGGUGCCCACUGGAUGAAAGCCCCUAUCUCCUUCAGCAAAGUAAAGCUUACCAACAAACUCAAUGGAAGUGGCCAGAUAAUGCUGAACUCUCUGCAUAAGUAUGAGCCCCAAGUUCAUGUAGUUCGUGUUGGCAGUACCCACCGAAUGGUGAUGAAUUGCUCCUUUCCUGAAACUCAGUUCAUAGCUGUGACUGCCUAUCAGAAUGAGGAGAUAACGGCGCUCAAAAUCAAGUAUAAUCCAUUUGCUAAAGCCUUCCUGGAUGCCAAGGAAAGAAACCAUCCAAAAGAUGUUCCAGAAGUUAUCUCAGAGGGUCAGCACAUGACAUACUCCCACUGUAAGUUUCAUGAAAUGUUGUUUACAAUUCAUCUAGGGAUAAUGUCAUCGGUCUUUCAAGCCCUCUAUCUGCAUCCUGAGUCCAAUUGUUGUAAUUUCCCCCAAGUGAACUUGAUAGAGAGCUCAAGCAAUAGCCUGCAAGUUUUUUCUGGAAACAACAGCUGGACUUCUUUACCCUCCACUCCCCAUGCCAGUGUGCUCUCGGUCCCUCAUGGCAAUGGAGCGGCCUCUCCCCGGCCCAGUCACUACCCUUGCCUAUGGACCAUCAGUAACAGCACUGGGAGCUCCACUGACCCAGGCCCAUCUGUGCAUACCAGCUCUUCAGGCACUUUUCUCCUAGGCAACACAGCUCUACCCUCACCUUCUUCCUUGACUCCCAUCCAAGUACCCACUUCUGCCAGCAUAGAUACCAUGGGGCAGUCCUCCCUCUCCAGCAUUGCUGUGUCCACAUGGACAGCAGUAACAUCCCAUUCCUUCUGA
Molecule: messenger RNA, 1200 nt
Organism: Gracilinanus agilis (Agile Gracile Mouse Opossum)
Lineage: Eukaryota; Metazoa; Chordata; Mammalia; Didelphimorphia; Didelphidae
Gene: TBX19
Product: T-box transcription factor 19
Exons: 7
Coding region: 1-1200 (399 amino acids)
Biological process (GO): heart morphogenesis; positive regulation of DNA-templated transcription; cell fate specification
Cellular component (GO): nucleus
Molecular function (GO): RNA polymerase II cis-regulatory region sequence-specific DNA binding; DNA-binding transcription factor activity, RNA polymerase II-specific
Source: RefSeq, a predicted model, not a curated record